UGUCAUAAAUUUAGGAUUCUUACAAGUAUUUUGUGGUUAGGUUCUCCAGGGUUGCACUUUGAGAUGCUAACUAGAAGCGCAGAUUUGAUACAAUUUUUACUCGGAACAAACUCUCGAUCUCUUUCUCAGAUAUCUAAAAUUAGCAAUUAUCACUUAAUCUCUUAUCUUAAGAAAUUCGUAGGAUCUAAAAAUGAUUAUAACUAGAUUCAGUCAUGUAUUAAACUUAAACAAGAGACUUGUGAACUUCAAACUAACUAAAACAUAUUUUUACAAGAAUUCAGUGCUCGAGAUGUCCAAGCAAGCAGCAGUCACCAAAUCGAAAAUAUUGGUAACUCGUUCAGAUAUUCCGGCAGCUGGGAUGACCUUACUGCAAGAUCGGUGUGAAUUAAUUGUGUGGGACUCGCCACUGGCAAUCCCUCGAUCAGAACUUCUAUCAAAGGUCGUGGGAGUCAAUGGAAUCUUUUGCACAUUAACAGAUAAAAUUGACGAGGAAGUAUUGAAAGCAGCUGGUCCCGAGUUAAAAGUAGUAGCUACCAUGUCUGUAGGUGUUGAUCACCUGGAUUUAAAAGCUUUAAAAGCCAGAAAUAUUCCCAUAGGAUAUACACCUGGAGUUUUGACUAAUGCAACUGCCGAACUAACAAUGGCUUUAUUACUAGCUACAAUGAGAAGACUGAUAGAAGCGAAUAGAGCAAUUUACAAAGGUGAAUGGAAAACUUGGGGAGUGACUUGGAUGUGCGGACCAAAGCUAGCAGGUUCUACCGUUGGAAUCGUUGGACUCGGAAGAAUAGGUUUGAGGGUUGCGGAAUGUCUCCAAGGUUUCAAAAUAUCCAGACUAUUAUACUGGAGUCGAAGAGAAAAAAAAGAAGCGACAGAAUUUGGAGGAAAAAAGGUCGACCUGGACGAGUUGCUCAAAGAAAGCGAUUUUGUCAUAGUACUCAUCGCUCUUACACCAGAGACAACCAAAAUGUUCGACAAAGAGACUUUUGAAAAGAUGAAGCGAACUGCCAUAUUUAUUAAUUCGAGCAGAGGCGAAGUUGUCGAUCAGGCAGCUUUAAUCUCAGCUUUAAAGGCUGGUACGAUCAGAGCUGCUGGAUUGGAUGUCAUGACACCAGAACCAAUACCACUAAACAGUGAACUUCUCCAACUGGAUAAUUGUGUUGUACUGCCACACAUAGGAAGCGCUAAUACAGAAACCCGAGAAGAAAUGGCGAAGAUAACGGCAGAAAAUAUCUUAGCAGUUUUAGACAACUCUGCGAUGCCGGCACGAUUGCAGAUUUAAAUAAUAAAAUCAACAUUUCUGUUAAUUUAUCAAUAAUCCGAGACAAGGAAGUCAACGAGAGGCAAGAAAUGACAACAUCGCAUCUCAUUGUCAUCUCAGUAACCCCUUAUUAUUUU
This is a messenger RNA of Orussus abietinus, 1395 nucleotides long. Its product is annotated as glyoxylate reductase/hydroxypyruvate reductase. Gene Ontology annotation, molecular function: hydroxypyruvate reductase [NAD(P)H] activity; glyoxylate reductase (NADPH) activity; hydroxypyruvate reductase (NADH) activity. Bases 191 to 1279 code for a protein of 362 amino acids. The record is from RefSeq and is a predicted model, not a curated record. Lineage: Eukaryota; Metazoa; Arthropoda; Insecta; Hymenoptera; Orussidae. The transcript has 4 exons. Gene Ontology annotation, cellular component: cytosol.